Messenger RNA from Neodiprion fabricii, 2233 nucleotides. RefSeq names its product monocarboxylate transporter 9. Gene Ontology annotation, biological process: monocarboxylic acid transport; transmembrane transport. The coding region runs from base 357 to 2114 and encodes 585 amino acids. Gene Ontology annotation, molecular function: monocarboxylic acid transmembrane transporter activity. NCBI's taxonomy places the organism in Eukaryota, Metazoa, Arthropoda, Insecta, Hymenoptera, Diprionidae. The record is from RefSeq and is a predicted model, not a curated record. The transcript has 9 exons.
AAGUCUUUUCCAUAAACAAGCCGGGUAAGAGUGGUAGACGUUCGGCUCCUUUUAUUGGACUCUAGUCCGUUCUCUGUGCGGUUGAAAUUGGACGGCGUUCUCCGACAAAAGUUUAAUUCUCACUUUUCCAAUAGACGUCGUAGGAGACACGUUAAACUUUGACUUAAAAAUUUUACCUGCUGUUAAUUGAACUGGAUUAUUAUGCUGGUGUCACGAGGGUUGCCAUAAUAAGAGAAAAGAAGACUGUUUCACAAAAGCAAUGCGUGUAAAAAAAUAAAUAAAACGGACGUUGUACGUAAAUAAAUAUUGAAACGAAAUAACAAGGUGCUUAUUUACCAAAAUUGGUGAGUUUCACGAUGACGAUGACACAAAACGUUGACGGACAUCGUCAGGAUGAAUCGAAAAAGGAAAUCGCUUCGCCUCUUCCACAGCGCGUCUUGCAACCGACUGCGGAAGAAUUGGCACCCGAUGGGGGCUGGGGAUGGAUGGUUGCCGCAGGGACUGCCAUAUCAUACAUAGUUUGUCUCUGCCCGACAUCAUCGCUUGGAUUAGUAUACGGCGACUUUUUAGAAACGACCGGGAGUGAUGGAUCAGCCCUAACUUUGAUGAACGCCAUGUUCAUGCUCAGUUUUUCAUUUGCCGGUCUUUUCUGCAACGGGCUUCUCAAGAGGCACAACAUUAGGCAUGUGGCUGUGUGCGGAGCCAUGAUUUUUUCAAUUGCAAAUUUUGCCACGAUUUUUAUCCCGAACGUACCCUACCUGGCGGCCUGCUUUUUUAUCCAAGGGAUGGGAGUCGGCAUGGUUCUCAGCAUCAUCAACACCAGUAUGAACGCAUACUUUGUCAAGCGCAGGGCAUUGGUGAUGACUGCGCAACAAGUGGUUGUUGGUUUUGGCGCAAUAUUCUAUCCGUCCCUAAUCGAGUAUUUCCUAAGAACUUAUGGGUUUCGGGGCUGUUUGACUUUGCUUGCUGGGCUGAGCUUCCACGCAAUCCUUGGAAUGUUCACGAUAAGUCCAGUGGAGAACCACUUCAAAAAACCAAAAAUAAUUAGGCAUAAACCCGGCGGAAAUGUUGGACAUGUAACGAACUUUAAAUCCAGUGGUAAUAAUGACAUUUUAAUCGAGGGGAAAAAAAUUAUUCCAAUCGAAAGAAAAUAUUUGGACGAUGAACAAGGCUGGGAGAAAAAUAAAAGCGUUCCGAGCCUCAGAGUCGAAUUGGAGAACGAAAAGCCGCUAUUGAUCGAUCGCUUGAAGGCACCUCAUCGGUCUGAGGAUCACGUCGAUUCCGAUUAUGAUAUUGAGAAUGGAUGUCAUUUUAGGAAAAGCAAGGGGUCAACUCUGGACAUGCUGUCGAAUCAAAUUCCCAUGAUAACGGCUACAAGUGUGUCCAGCAUGCCGGGUAUCGGGGCGUUUGGUGAUGUGGGUCAUUCGAUCGCCGAUGUGACAAAGAAGAACGAAUCUACGGAGAAAAAGACGAUACUGUCAAUCUUGGGAAACUUCUUCGAAGUGUCGCUGCUGCACGACCAUUCCUUUGUUAAUAUAUGUAUGGGAAUGAGCUUCAUUUUUGUGAGUGACCUGACGUUCGGUUCAUUUGUUCCAAUAAUAAUGGCCAACGGUGGAUACAACAAGCAGGAGACUGCUCUGGCCCUUACUGCAGCCGCCAUUGCUGAGUUGGUAUCCAGAGUUGCUCUCGUCGUCUUCGCCAUGUUCUUCAAGGUGAAAGCCAGGAAUUUAGUCCUUGGGGCGACCUAUGCUCUGCUUUGUGGUCGAUUAGCGUUUUUAUACUGCACUUCUCUGAUUGGCAUCAUCGUCGUGAUGUCAUUCUCUGGACUAGCACGUUCCUGGUUUCUAGUACCUCAGCCACUGGUUCUCGCCGAACAUUUCUGCAUCGAGAAAUUCUCCGCAGCCUACGGGCUCUUCUCAGUCAUCAAUGGAUGUCUUACGAUUUUUAUUUCCCCAGCGACAGGACUCGUGAAGGAUUGGACCGGCAGCUAUGUUAUUGCACAGUACAUGCUUAUAGGGGUAAUGUUACUCUGCAUCAUACCUUGGACUAUCGAACUUUUGGCUCACAAAUAUGUUCUCAAACAACAAAAAGCUGGAAUAGCGACCGGGAAUUGACCCUUGUUACUUUUAGCUCAACUACCAUGUCCAUGCGAACUUGGCGCAAAUACUGUUUUACUUAUGCUAAGUUAUUUUUAUGUAUUUAUGAGUAAUAAUUAGUAUUAUUUCUUGUUUGA